AGAAAGGGAGAGAGAGAGAGAGAGAGAGAGAGAGAGAUGGUUAAGUUGGGUUCUCUUAGCCAAAUCAAGCCUUCUCCAAUACCUACCAACUCUUCUUCUUCUUCCUCAAACCCUUCACAGAAGGGUAUUCUUCUCAAGAGGAGACGAGCCAUAGUGCUCGGUCCAAGUGUUGUGGUGGCUUCUUUGCUCCAUUUCUAUAACCCCAUUUCCCCACAACCUUCGUCUCACCUUGCACUUGCUCAGCAGCAACAAGAAGAUGAGCUUCAGCAACAAGAGGACCGCUCUGUGCAUCUCUUCCAGGAAACUUCUCCAUCAGUUGUUUUUAUUAAAGACCUUGAAAUAGACAAAAGCCUCAAGGCCUCUCCUGAUGCCGUCUUCCUAAGUGAGGAUGGAAAUUCCAAAGUUGAAGGAACAGGUUCAGGCUUCAUUUGGGAUAAGUUCGGUCACAUUGUCACAAAUUACCACGUUGUGGCUAAAUUGGCCACAGACCAAACCGGAUUACAGCGUUGUAAGGUUUAUCUUGUAGAUGCAAGAGGCAAUGGUUUUUACAGUGAAGGCAAGAUUGUUGGUGUGGAUCCAGCCUAUGAUCUGGCUGUUCUUAAGGUUGAUGUUGAAGGACAUGAGUUAAAACCUGUUGUUCUUGGCACAUCUAAUGGUUUACAUGUGGGUCAGAGCUGCUUUGCCAUUGGGAAUCCUUAUGGAUACGAGAACACUCUAACAAUAGGGGUGGUCAGUGGAUUAGGCAGGGAGAUACCCUCACCAGAUGGAAAGGCCAUUAGAGGAGCUAUUCAAACAGACGCUGCCAUUAACGCUGGGAAUUCAGGUGGGCCGUUGAUUGAUUCAUAUGGUCAUAUUAUUGGAGUCAACACAGCAACUUUCACUCGCAAAGGAACAGGAGCAUCAUCUGGUGUUAACUUUGCAAUACCAAUCGACACUGUUGUGCGAACUGUACCGUACCUUAUUGUAUAUGGAACACCGUACCGUGACAGGUUUUGAUCGAUUUACCAUUGUACCUAAAACAUAUUCCUCAUAUACGAUAUGUCUCUUGGAAAAACAAGCUGUAUAAAUUUCACAGAACACGAUCCAAUUUCUAAAUGAAUAUUGAUUUUGAUGGAUUGUGAAGAACAUACAUGAUAACCUCACACAAGAUCUGGUCAACUUUUCCAAUGCACCAUGGUGCUACCAAAAUUUCCUUUGUCAUGCUU
Prunus mume (Japanese apricot) is the source of this 1205-nucleotide messenger RNA. RefSeq names its product DEGP protease 5 (gene DEG5). Lineage: Eukaryota; Viridiplantae; Streptophyta; Magnoliopsida; Rosales; Rosaceae. Gene Ontology annotation, molecular function: serine-type endopeptidase activity. Gene Ontology annotation, biological process: proteolysis. The record is from RefSeq and is a predicted model, not a curated record.